AUGACGCUAUUCAUGGCUGCCAGUCUCAAUGACUGUGAGAUGUCUGUGCCGUACCAGUUCGUAGCAAACGACAGCCGUGCCGACUCCGCUGGUUGUCUGGCUUUGGGCUUUCCAGAGUCCACGAGCAGCCUUCGUUUUACUCACAUCCAGGUAUAUUUUGACUUGCGGAUCGGGGACGAAGACGUGGGCCGAGUCGUCAUUGGCCUUUUUGGAAAGACGGUUCCCAAAACGGUGGAGAAUUUCGUUGCCUUGUCUACAGGAGAGAAAGGGUUCGGUUACAAAGGGAGCAAAUUUCACCGCGUGAUCAAGGACUUCAUGAUCCAGGGAGGCGAUUUCACACGAGGAGAUGGAACAGGAGGCAAAAGCAUCUACGGUGACCGGUUCCCGGACGAGAACUUCAAGCUGAAGCACUACGGGCCCGGGUGGGUGAGCAUGGCCAACGCCGGCAAGGACACAAACGGCUCUCAGUUCUUCAUCACCACCGUCAAGACGUCGUGGCUCGACGGCAAGCACGUCGUCUUUGGCAAAGUCCUGGAAGGGAUGGACGUCGUGCGGAAGGUCGAGAACACGAAGACGGACAGUCGGGAUAAACCCCUGAAGGAUGUCGUCAUUGUCGACUGCAACACCAUCGAGGUGGAGAAACCGUUUGCCAUCGCCAAAGAGUAGCUCGCGGCUGCAGAAAGGGCCAGGGGAGAAGACUCUGGCUUGCCAAAGGGCUGGGGGGCCCCACACUCAAUGCUGAGGCCUCAUUACCAUCCGACAUCCGGCGGGUGCCGGCGGUUCGCCACCUCCGCCGUGGCCAGCUUUCCUCGGCCGGUUCAAUGGUGAUGGUUCUCUCCAUUUCUGUAACAACAGUUCAUUCCAUCAGUCCCUCCG
This is a messenger RNA of Pogona vitticeps (central bearded dragon), 876 nucleotides long. The record is from RefSeq and is a predicted model, not a curated record. Lineage: Eukaryota; Metazoa; Chordata; Lepidosauria; Squamata; Agamidae.